AUGCUCCUCGCGUCGGGCAAGAAGGGCUACCGCGCGGCGCUCCCGCACGCGCGCAUCAAGACGGCCCCGCCGCGCCUGAACCGCGCGAUGGGCAACGCCUCGCGCGUGAUGGUCCAGGCGAACGAGCUCGAGGACGUCACGGAGACGUAUAAGGACUUCAUGUGCAAGUUCACGGGGCAGCCGCGGGAGGUGAUCGAGAAGGACGUCGGCCGCGACAAGUACUUCACGCCGGAGCAGGCCGUCGACUACGGCCUGAUCGACCGCAUCGUGCAGCCGGACUCGAUGAUGUUUGACAAGCAGGACUACGAGUCCAUGCUGGCCUCGAGCGGGCGGGGCCGCCCGGGCGCCGCGGCGCAGCCGGGGAUGGCGUGA
Molecule: messenger RNA, 372 nt
Organism: Pedinophyceae sp. YPF-701
Lineage: Eukaryota; Viridiplantae; Chlorophyta; Pedinophyceae
Source: the annotation of a GenBank genome assembly